AAAACCAUUGGUUGAUGAUAAUGGAGUCUCGCUAGUGAUCUUACAGCUUCUUUUCAUUAUAGUAUAACAGCUCAAAUUGAUUCAAGCAGCAUUACUCCCGCAUCCUUCUGCUAUUGCGAAACCAGCUCAUCUGCUUUCCCUUGUUCAACCUCCAUCAUUGCAAGACCCUUAAAGUUUAUUCUUGUUACAAUGCCUCCUUCACUCGCAGUUGGAGAGUUUGCAAAAGCUCCUCCCAAUGCCAGCAGAAGUCCUUGUCCCGUUGUGAACGCUCUUGCAAACCAUGGCUAUCUUGAGCGCAGCGGACGUGGUAUUUUCAUGGACGAUCUCAAUGCUUCAAUGAAACAUGUUGGCAUGAGUCCCCUCCUCGGCUCUGUCUUUGCUAUUCCGACCUACUUCGAGUACCAAAACCCAGCCAAAGCAUACAUGAAAAAGCCUGUCAGCACAUGGCAAAGAAUUUGGUCACUCAUCAAGAACCCUUAUUCCUUCUUUGACUAUUUUGGCUGCUGGAAUGCGAACCAGAUUAGUGAUGGCAAGAAGUAUCUCAAUCUUGUUGAUCUUGCUUCUCACGGUGCUAUCGAGCACGACAUCUCUCUGUCAAGACGAGACAUUGCUCAGAAGCAAGGAAACAAUGAUCCUCAACAAGAUUUGAUCGAAGAAAUGUUGGACUAUUCUUUUGAUGGCGAAACACUCACUAUUGAAGACCUUGGAAGGUUUAUCAAAGCUCGGAUUCAACGUCAACUGGAGGACAAUCCAGAGUUGGUUUAUGGACCGGCUGAACAUCAGGUUAACUGCGGCCAAAUCGCACUGAUGAUGGGCUGUUUUGGAGAUGGAAAGACGAUCCCCGUCAAGUAUGUCAAAGCUAUCUUUGAGGAUGAGAGACUACCUAUCGAGGAAGGCUGGAAGAGGAGAUCAUGGUGGACAAUGGGACUUGUCGAGUUCUUUGGCGCUGUGAAGAAGUUGGUCAAUGCUGUUGGCGUGGAGUUUUAGUUGUCAUGUUAUUGGCCGCGUUGUUAAUUUACAAGGGUAUACAGGUUUUAUUCUACUUGUGAGUAGUAAGUUGAUUGAGAAAAUAAUCAUAACUUCAAUCAUGAUAACCUGUAGGGGGUUGAAUGAGCUCGCAUGUAACAGGCUCCUUCGCAAGAUGUUGAUUAAAUCGUAAUUAUCUAAGAAAGGCAUUUAUAAUUUCCAGUACUCCGUAGAUCUCGAGAGAAUCUCCUCGGAUAGCAUUGUUCAUACUCCAUCAUGGUCAAGAUGGCCUCAAUUUCGGACGCUUGUUAGUGGGCCUCAGUUUCUUUCAGAGAAAAAUGGACUUUUGAAAGGAUACCAUGUUUCUGAAAGGUCGA
Molecule: messenger RNA, 1343 nt
Organism: Fusarium redolens
Lineage: Eukaryota; Fungi; Ascomycota; Sordariomycetes; Hypocreales; Nectriaceae
Product: Chloroperoxidase
Exons: 1
Coding region: 190-987 (265 amino acids)
Molecular function (GO): peroxidase activity
Source: RefSeq, a predicted model, not a curated record